AAACGGGAAGCACAGCCAGACACCUACGGAACUGCAAGUGCGUAAGGACGGAAAUGUGUAAAAAAGUGCAGUAACAUUGCCUAACUGCAAUUGAUAAUUUAAAAACAAAAAUUGUAGAAUUUCCUCGGAAAGUGUAAAUAGAUAUGAGAACCUAAUCGUAACAACCAGAUUACACGCGAGUUGUCAGUGCCUCAGCUCUAAAGGUUAACAAAAUUAUAAAAAUCCGUCUGAAUAAAACAAAUAAAUGAAAAUUGUGAUGAUAAUUCCAAAGUCCAGUUUUAAGAAAAUUCCAAAACAACAACAACAAUAAUAAUAAACACAGCUAUAGUAGAAACGGCUAAAUCAAUACAUUAGCAAAGAUUAAAAACCGAAAGAUCAGACAACUCUCAUACAAAUUAAGUGAAACAACAACAACAACAACACCAAUAAGCAAAGCUUAAACGCACAAAAGAGUAAACAAAAAGAAAAGAGAAGCAAAAAAAAGAAACAAAACAAAUCCUUUAAACUUCAUUCACGCCGCUACAACAGCUGGACAACGGGCGAAUAAUCGCCAGCCAACCAGCCCAAUAGUCGUCGGUCAAUGUACAAAGUGCCAGCCGUCGCCGCAGAAGAAGAAGGAGAGGAAAAAGUGGAGAAAAAACAUCACCAGUAGUGGAAGUGCAGAAAGGAAUCAUAAGAAGUUCCCAUCAUUUUCAAAGCGGCUUUUAAAACUAUUUUUUAUGUGAUUUUUGUUUUUAACUUCUUUUUUUUUUGUUUGGUGCGAUCACCUUUGCCUUGUCCUCCUCCAUCUGGUUGCCCACGGAUGAUGGUGUGUUUCCCUUUCGUUUGAGCCCUAGCGGGGAAAAACGUAAAACCCUAAGCAACUCCUUGGCCAAUCUCUUAACUCCUUUUCAUAUUAAAACCAAAAAAAAGCAAAACGAAAACCCAAACCAAAACAAAGUUCCGAUAAAAGAAAAAACCAACAACAACAACAACAAAAAAUAAAGCCAGCCACACAUUAAAACGUAUUUAAUAUUAACUUUCCAAAGAACGAAUCAGUACGCGUGAGUCUUUACAAGAAAAUUGACGCGUUUUUUCUGAAGGGGCUUCAUUGGCAGUGGCCCUGCUAAAACCAACGAGAUAAUAACGAAAAAUCUGCAAAUGUGAAAAAAAAUUUAAUUUGAUCUAAAAAAACCACUAAAUCAAUAGCUUAGCGCAAAAUGAUCAAUCGGAAUGAUAUAAUUAUCCAGUGAAUCAUCAUCGUUCAAUGUAUCGCGGAACAUGUGUCUAUCGGCAGCUGUGACUCAUUCAAAAUGUUGCUGAAACUAACAAGAAAUUAUUUCACAACAAUCUCAGUGAAAAACCGGGUUUAAAUUAUUCUCAUCGACUUGAUGUUCUAUUAUCAGACCACAAAGCAGUGAUACAUUUCAUUGUGAGCUCGUGUUAAUGUUAUCUCCUCGGGAUAUUGAAUUAUUUGAUUUGUUGUGACAAUUCACCAAUUGUCAUUAGCAUCGUCAUCAUCAUCAUCAUCAUUUGUCCAAAAUCAAUUUUGUGAAGCUGCACCGGUUUCAUAAAGGCAGCGUUGCGGAUAUGCGGUUAUUUAUGGUAUUUGCAAUUGUGAUAUUUGCAAUGCCAAUAACCGGAUUUGGUUGGGCUGAGGGCUCGAAUAUUUUACUUGAUCCAGAUUUAAUGUGCAAAAAGACACGUCGUCUACGUGGUAAAAUGGCUGAAAUUUGCCGACGCGAUUCUGCCCUCCUGAAGGAGAUCAUCAACGGCAUUAAUCUAGGCUUCCGAGAAUGUGAAUUUCAAUUUCGAAAUCGUCGCUGGAAUUGUUCAACGUUGCGCAAAAGCAUGAGAAAAAUCUUAAUGAGAGAUACUCGCGAAACAGGAUUCGUUAAUGCAAUAACAGCGGCCGGUGUCACAUAUGCCGUGACAAAAGCAUGCACCUUGGGUAACCUGGUGGAAUGUUCGUGUGAUAAGAGCCAUUCAAGGCGAAAUGGUGGUCAGCCACAAAUGGUCAAUGCUGUGACAGCAGUGGCCGCCUUGGAAAAACAACAGUCAGUCUUUGAGAGAAAUUCCACUAAGAAUCCGCUGAGAAAAGGCAACGGAAAUCGGCGGAGAAGACUUUUGAAAAACAUCAAAUUUCCCGAAGGUGAAUGGGAAUGGGGUGGAUGCAGUGAUAAUGUGAAUUUCGGUUUCCGGCAUUCAAGGGUGUUUUUGGAUUCAAAAUAUCGGCGGAGAAGUGACUUUCGUACUCUGGUCAAGCUGCACAAUAAUAUGGCAGGACGAUUGGCCAUACGCGAUUCCGUGCGACUGGAGUGCAAAUGUCACGGCCUAUCCGGCUCCUGCACGGUGAAAACAUGUUGGCUUAAAAUGCCCUCAUUCCGUGAGGUAGGCAAUCGUCUACGUGAAAAAUUCGAUGGUGCCUACAAGGUAGUGCUACGCAACGACGGCAAUAGCUUUAUGCCCGAAAGUGAGCACGUGAAACCUCCUUCCAAAUAUGAUCUGGUCUAUUCCGACGAUUCGUCAGAUUUCUGUGCACCCAAUGUACGCACUGGAUCGCUGGGUACACAAAAUCGUGAAUGUAAUGCCACUUCACUGGGACCUGAUAGCUGUGAUCUGUUGUGUUGCAAUCGAGGCCAUCGGCAUCAUGUCGUCUCCGAAUGGGUUAAUUGUAAAUGUGUUUUCAAGUGGUGUUGUGAGGUCACGUGUGAAAAGUGCCUGGAAACAAGGGAUAUUAAUACGUGUCUAUAGGAUUAGAGGAUACCACUUUUAACAUUCGCUCUCAUAUGCUCUCAAAACUUGUCCAUCCAUGACUUAAUAAACUUAACACAGUAAUUUAAUACGCCUACACCCACAAUACACCCACAAAUACACAUUAGUUUUUGUAGAGAAGAAGAAACGCAAAGCUUUCCAUUGCGUGUGAUAAUUGUAAUUACAAUUUUGAACUUAAUUUAUUAAUAAUAAAUGUAAUUUUUAAUUUUUAGCUUAAGAACAAAUUGCAGUUUUAGAAUUUAGAUUCGUAAAAACUUCAUAAAAUUCAUAAAAUUUAAAGGGUAGCAUAUCCAGAGAUUGGUUUCUGAAUUGCUCCAUAUUAAGGCCAUUUAUCAUUUAUGGUAAUACCGAUGUGUCGAAUAUACUAUUAAUUAAUUAAUGGCUGUCCUCUAUAUUCUCAAGAUUUUCUAAAGAAAUAAAAAUCGGAUAACUUAUGUCCCGUCGAGACAAAAUAAUAAAAAUUUGGAAGAUAACAGAACAAAAAAUUCAACGCAUGCAAUUGGAAUUGGCUUCCUGAAGCCCAAAUAUAAGGUUGUUCCAAACACAAUCGCUGGAAGAGCCACAUAAUACAGGGGAAGUUUCAAAAUGAAUCUAUCUAUUUCAUUUUUUUUUAAUUUUCAAAAACCUAGGAAACUAACCCAAUUGCUAGAUUUAUUUUAUUCUUAAACUCCUAUUGGGUUGCCAUGAGAAACAGCCAAUCGGGGGGAGUGGGAGGUGAAUUCCAAAUGGAAGUGAUAGUAUUCGGUUUGUAGAUCAAAAAUUCCAAAAGGAUUUUAUGUUCCCAGACCAAGUUAUUUAGGGUCCAUUAAUCAGGGUGAGAUAAAAAAAAUGCAAAAAAGUCAAACGCCAUAAUUUUUACAUUUUUUUGUUAAAAAUUUUAUUGAAUGAAAGAAAAAAUGUCGGAAAUAGCAUCAACUUUUAGAAAAAGUUUAGAUUUGUUCGAAUUUGUCACCUUUGGCACGAACGGCCAAUGAACCCGUCACAUGGUAUUCCAAAAUACUCCAGACCCAAUAUUCCAACGGAUUGGUAUCCGGAGAUUUUGGUGGCCAUUGUGCGCUGGAAAUGAGCGAGGAACCUUUAUACACCCUUCAGAAUAUUUUUUCGGCAUUUAUUCGAUUAAUACGAGCGGAGAGCGACCAUCGGCUGUUAUGGCGGCCCACACCAUCACCAUGGCCGGCGCUUGAGUUCUGGUGGCCAACCGAAGGUAAACAUUUUCAGCUUACCUCUUUGGCAAGUAAACACGAUCAUUUUGUUUGUUUACAAACUGCUGGACAACGAAUGUUUUCUCAUCGGAGACGAAGAAAACCAAAUUCGGCAGUUCACCACUUUCGGCCAAGCCAAGUAACUCUUUAGCUCUUUUGAGUCUAUUUUCUUUCUGCUUCGGUGUAAGUUCGUGCACUUUUUGGAAUUUCAAUGGCUUUACCCCUAGCUCAGUUUUCAGUAUUUGCCGAAUAGAAUAUUUCGACAGGUUCCGUCCACUUCCUUAACGUCGGGCAGCGCUACCAGUAUCACGGCAAUGAGCGAUGGUACGAGACACAAAAGAUUUAUUCACAUUGGAAAAUUCUGACCAAAAUACUGGAAUAAUUUUAACAUAUAUCGGCCAAGUGACUUAGAAAUAUAACGGUAUCACUUCAUAUUCGGUAUUUUGAUGAUUUUAUUCACCGGAAUUGUUUGAAAUAUCGUAUUUGAAGUUCGUUCGUAAAGGGUACUACAACCCAUGACAAAAAAUUGUCUAUGCAGGUCCACGUUUUCGUAUAGCCCAUCUAACGGUAUUUUGGCGAUAUUAGCGACAUUUUUCACCAGAAUUAUUUCAAAUAUUGAAUUUGAAGUUCAAAGUCGGUACAACAGGCUAUGACAGAAAAUUAUGUAGGCCCACAUCUUUAUAUACCUCGUUUUCAUUUAGGCGGUAAUUUUUGACGGACUAUUUAAAAAAAAAUCAGGUUUUUUUUCAAAUGGUACUAAUUUUGGCUAAUUUUUUAACUUGAGUCCUUAGUAAGAAGAAAGCAUCCUUGCAAAAUAUUAUCAAUAUAUGCUCAAGCUUUGGUAUAACCCUCAUUUGAAGAUAUCCCUUGAAUUCAAUUAUUUCCGGAGUUUUGGCCACAUUUUUCAAUUGAUUGUGCCCUUAUUAGGCAUCAUUGUUUCUUAGGGUAGGAAACCUGUUCGUAAAAAAAUGUUCAAUGUAGAACAACCUUUCAGAGUAGCGUCCAUAUAAAGGUACUUCCUGAUACCGAUUUAACUAAAAAUUUGUAUUUAGAUUACUUUGGGGGUGGGGGACCGGGGGAGGAGUUAGAAAACCCUCUUACAGAAACCACCAGAACGUAACCUAAAACUUGUCUCACAGUGUUAUCCAUCAACGUCGAAUUUAUAAUUUAUCCUCCGACAACAAUUUUAGCACCCUCAGCAACAACAAUUUGUAAAUGUAUUAACGUGAUAAUAAUUAUAGAAAUGCACAAACACAAUUUUGAUUCUAAUCUAGUUUUUGAACUUAAUAAGUAUUUUAAGUAUUAGUAAAUA
Messenger RNA from Musca domestica (house fly), 5268 nucleotides. It is a transcript of the gene Wnt6, whose product is annotated as protein Wnt-6. Gene Ontology annotation, biological process: multicellular organism development; neuron differentiation; canonical Wnt signaling pathway. Gene Ontology annotation, cellular component: extracellular region. Gene Ontology annotation, molecular function: frizzled binding; cytokine activity. The record is from RefSeq and is a predicted model, not a curated record. The transcript is spliced from 5 exons. Bases 1570 to 2733 code for a protein of 387 amino acids. Lineage: Eukaryota; Metazoa; Arthropoda; Insecta; Diptera; Muscidae.